CCUGUGCACGCAGGUGUGCGAUCGUCGUGCUAUAGCAAGCAUAAGAUGAUCGCGUCGCCUAUGACUCCGGUACACAGAUAUCACGUGUAUAUAGUACGCUGCUACUAUUAAAUGGCGAAGCACAGUGAUCAGACUAUCCGCGAAGUCAGACAGUGAUCGAGUCGUGGCACCGUCCGGCACGCUGCUCGCUAACUCGACUGAACGCAAUUGUAAAAAAUGCGGGAAUGCAUAUCAAUCCACAUCGGGCAGGCGGGCGUGCAAAUGGGAAACGCCUGCUGGGAGCUCUACUGUCUGGAGCACGGCAUCCAUCCUGACGGGCAAAUGCCGAGCGACAGCAGCGUGGGCUACGGAGAUGAUUCCUUUAACGCCUUCUUCUCCGAGACCGGCUCGGGCAAGCACGUCCCGCGCGCGGUCCUGGUCGAUUUGGAGCCGACGGUGGUAGACGAAGUUCGCGUAGGCACUUACAAACAACUGUUCCACCCGGAGCAAAUGAUCACCGGGAAAGAAGAUGCGGCCAAUAAUUACGCCAGGGGCCAUUACACAAUAGGGAAAGAGAUCAUAGACCUCACCUUGGACAGAAUACGCAGGCUGACGGAGCAAUGCAAGGGUUUGCAAGGCUUCCUGAUCUUCCAUUCGUUCGGUGGUGGCACAGGAUCCGGAUUCUCAAGUCUGCUCAUGGAACAAUUGUCUGCAGACUAUCCUAAGAGGAGCAAACUGACUUUUAGCAUUUAUCCUGCACCCCAGGUAUCAACUGCAGUAGUGGAGCCCUACAAUGCGAUUUUGUACACUCACCCGACGCUAGAACACAGCGAGGUGGCUUUCAUCGUAGAUAACCAGGCCAUUUACGAGUUGUGUAGAAGGAACUUGAACAUCGAUCGGCCGACCUACACGAAUCUAAAUCGGUUGAUUGGACAAAUGGUUUCAUCCAUCACCGCCAGUUUACGAUUCGAUGGAGCUUUGAAUGUCGACCUCACCGAAUUCCAGACGAAUCUCGUGCCUUAUCCACGUAUUCAUUUCCCACUCGCAACAUAUGCACCUGUCCUGUCGGCGGAGAAGGCCGGCCACGAGAGGGUGACAGUCUCAGAGAUAACAAGCUCUUGUUUCGAGCCGAAUCAUCAGAUGGUGAAUUGCGAUCCGCGCAUGGGGAAAUAUAUGGCGGUGUGUCUGUUGUACAGGGGCGACGUGGUGCCGAAGGAUGUGAACGCGGCGAUCGCGAUGAUAAAACGACAGAAGCACGUGCAGUUUGUCGAAUGGUGUCCGACGGGAUUCAAAGUGGGAAUAAACUAUCAACCACCGACUGUGGUACCUGGUGGCGAUCUCGCGCGAGUGGAAAGAGCAGUUUGCUGCCUUUGCAACACAACGGCGAUCGUCGACGCAUGGGCCCGACUCGAUCAUAAAUUCGAUCUCAUGUACGCAAAACGAGCUUUUGUACACUGGUUUGUCGGGGAAGGUAUGGAAGAAGGUGAAUUCUCGGAAGCGAGGGAAGAUUUAGCUGCCUUGGAGCUUGACUACCGUGAAGUGCAAGAAGAUGCUGUCAACACUGAAGAAGAGGAGGAAUAUUGAAUCUGCUGUUGUCAUGUCAAUUCGAUAUUCAUGUAUGUCUAUGUCGUAAUAUGUUCUGAGAAAUGCGAACUCCUUAGCUUACUUUACCUGUAAUUGUCAUAUAUAUACUCGUAUACAUAUACAGACGAUUGUAUCCAUAUAAAUAAAUCAUUUAUACAUUC
This is a messenger RNA of Harpegnathos saltator (Jerdon's jumping ant), 1724 nucleotides long. RefSeq names its product tubulin alpha-1 chain. Lineage: Eukaryota; Metazoa; Arthropoda; Insecta; Hymenoptera; Formicidae. Gene Ontology annotation, biological process: microtubule-based process. Bases 217 to 1563 code for a protein of 448 amino acids. The transcript has 9 exons. Gene Ontology annotation, molecular function: GTP binding; structural constituent of cytoskeleton. The record is from RefSeq and is a predicted model, not a curated record. Gene Ontology annotation, cellular component: microtubule.